AUGCCGGCACGACCGCAGCCGCAGCCGCAGCAGCGGCGGCGGCGGCACCCGCACCGGCCACCGUCGAAGCAACUUCUCCAGAUACGCGAGGAGGGAGGCAGCAGCUACGCAGAUUCGAAAACUACUUCUCCGUUUCUCUACGACACGCCGUCCUGGUCGUCGCGGACCUCGCCGUCCGCCACAGCUGCAAUCGAUGGGCGCGCCGGCGGUGCCGGUGGCACAGACAGUGUCGAUCGCGGCAGUGGUGCGGAGAUGACUAGCACCGGCGACAGCGACGACAACGGCGGGGACAACAAUGAAGCUAAAAGGAUAGCGGCGAAGCUGUCAAGGGCACGGCACUCGCCGCAACACCCGCGGCAGUCCCGUUGCUACUUGCGCAUGAGCCCACGCGUCACGUCAGCGCGCAAGGCGAAGAGUGGCGACCGGAGGCGUGCCUCCAGCUCCGGCAGCGGCCUUGACCGCGCCGCAGCGGCGGCUGUGCGGUCCUCCGCCACCUCUCUUGUUAGGUCUCUGCAGGCGCCGAUGACGUCAUCAUCUGCAGUGCUGGGUGGCCAUGUCACCUACUACGGCCCCCUGUCCUCGCGCAGCCUCUGUGAGUCGGACGGCAUCGAGGCCGACACGCAGAACAGCAAGAGCGACUGCGGUGGCAGUGAUGGCGGUACCGCGUUUGCGAUUCCCGGUAGCGCCAAUGAUGAUGUGCGGCGGACGACGGCCGGCUGCAAGCCGGAGACGGCGGUGAGCUGUAACGGCGACAGUGGCUCUAGGGCGUACGCAUCGUCUUCGCCUCCGAGUAUCACCGUGACGGCGAGCACGACCCCACUGACAUACGCGGCAGUGGCCUCGUCGUCACUGCACGGCAAGCGACUGCCUCAGUCCCGCGUCAGCUUUAGCCAGUGGCGCAAGCGUCUAUGCUGCGGCAGCGCCUCCAUGCCAAAUACCAUCGAUGGUGCCAACACCACGCCUGGCACGUCCUCCAGAGCAGCGGCGGCCUUCCUGAACACCUUCCCCAGCGCUCCGCUGACGCUGACGACUCCCUUGGCAGCCACGACGGCGAGCACGCCGCGUGCGACAGGCAAGAGCACAUCGACAAGAGCGCCUUCCGUGGACGGCGACGGCAACGCAGCUGAUGACGGUGACGGCAAAACGAGCAUGCCAAGCGGCGACGAGCACGACUGCACGAGCGCUAGGCCACAACACCUGUCGGUGAGCGCCGUCAUGCCGCCCUUGCCUCCAUCGGUGCACCGCCACAAGCCAACGCACCUGAUACUGCAGUUGCCCCACGCCCCACCACCGCAGCAGGCGCGCAACGGUCCGGACUCGGACGAGGAUAUGGCAUCCAGCAGCUCUCCACGCAAUGUCGGCACUCCUGGUAUAGCCGCAACUACCAAUGAGCUGCCAUCGCCCGUGGCGCUUCCAUCGAAGAGCAACGGCACGGCCACCGCCGCUGCGGCGCCAUCUCUGUCUCUCUCUGCAUCAGAAGUGGCGUCCGCGACGGGUGUGCGCAUGCCUGGCGUACAGACAGGCACACAGCAGCACCGGCAGCAGUUGAACGCCCUGAUACCAGUCAUGUCGCCAUCGUAUACGGCCUUCGGCCCCGCGACCCCGACGCGUGGAGGCGCCAAAAGUAGCUCGCGCCCCAAAGUCUCCGCCACCGCCGCGGCGGCAGCCGGCAAAGGCAUGCGCCGUGUCCCGUCUGCGGCCUCCUUCUUCAGCGCGGCGGAGAUACUGCCCGGGCUCUUCCUCGGCGCCUACGUUGACGCCACCGACACGGAGGCGCUGGCCGCGCACGGUAUUUCGCUGGUCAUCAACUGCUCGUACGAGUGCCCUGUGACGUCAGCGAUGGUGAACAACAGCCAUCACGUCCGCUACGCUCAGUGUCCGCUGCGCGACCAUUCUGACGAGGCCAUCGCACCCUUCUUCACGCCUGUCACCCGCAUCAUCCACGAGCAGUUGCACCGCCGGCAAAUAAAUCAUCAGCGCAUGGCCCGCCGUGCCGCGACGAGCGCGCCGGGUGUCCAUGUGAACGACUUCGAGGAUCGCGAAAUGCAGGGGGGCAUGCUUUGGGCCUGGGCGGACGAGGCGGAGAACGUGUGGGUGGUCCCUCCGUCGCUUGUGUCGCCGCGACUGCCGGUGGGUGGGCAGCCAUCGUUCAAGGAGAGCAAGCGAGAGACUCCCCGCACACCGUCCUCGACGCAGGGGCUCGGUGCGCGCUUCGGUGAUGGUGCCGGGUGCAGCAGCACCACAACCUCGUGCUCUCCGUCGCCGAGUCCGGGCGGCAACGCUACCUUCCCGCCCUUGGCCGCCGAAGCUCCUGGUGCUACCACGGCUGCUGCCGCUGCUGCUCCUGGAUCGGCGGGCAUGCCUUCGGCCAAGCAGAAUGGCAGCAACGGCCGCACAAAUGCGUUGUUCAACACGGCGCCUGCGCCAGCCUUCACCGCGGCGACGAGCUUCACGGCAACCACCGCACCCCCACCAGACGCAGCUGCCAUCACCGCACUCCCCGCGUCGUCGUCGGCGCCGUCGCCGCUCACCGUCGUUGACCCACGCGACUGCGGUGGCGUGCUCGUGUGCUGCCGCAUGGGUGUGAGCCGCAGCGCCACCUUCAUCAUUGCCUACCUCAUCCUCUACGGAUGCACACUAGCACCGCUAGACGACACCGCCUCGCUCUUCGUGCACUUCCUCGAGCGAGAGCGCCGCAUCAUCGAAGAGGCAGGCGGGCUCACGUUCUUCACGGACAACAACGGAGGCGUCUCCACCACAUCAUCCCCGGCCCUGGCGACGGCGCCGGCGUGCCCGGGGAGCGGCAGCAGGUGUGUGAACGGGGCCCUCGCCUCGCACGGAAGUCCGGGCGUGAAUGGUGUCCAGCCAUUCGUACAGAACCUCUUGGCGCCAAACUCACCGCGGACGCUCAGGCGCUCUGCUAUGAUACCUGUGUCGUCGCCACUUUCCCUCGGUGGUGGGUGCGUUGCCGGCUCCCUCACAACCCCUCUGAGUGGGAACGCCUCAACAAUGUCGCAGCAGCGGCUUCCCACGGGGUCGCCCACCACCCACAUCGAGCUCGCCUCGCGCUUGUGCCAGCCGUGCUACUUGUUGCAUCUGCGAGAGCGGCGGCUGCAGCAGAAGACUCAGCGGCGGCUCCUUAUCAGCGGGCAGCAGCAGCUGAAAGAGCAACGCGAUGAGGUGCAGCAGAUGGUGGCGUUGUCGGCGUCGUGCAUGGCCGCGAGAAAGGUGGGGCAAGGGUGCGGGUGGAUGGGCAGUGUCGAAGAUAAUUCGAACUUUGGAGACAGUAGCAGCGCUGUGGCAAGCGGCCGCAGCGACGGCGGACACCAAGAGGAGCAGCAGCAGCAGCAUCGCCAUGUCCUCUGCGCGUUGCCGUCGUCGGCGCCGGUGACCUCGUACCGCAGCGCGCGCGGGAGUCGUGCGAUGACGCUGCUGGAGGCGGCGUACGCCGACGAACGCGUUCAUGCGGAUGACGGGGUGGACGAGGAGGGGAAUCGGCAGCAGGAGGAUGGUUCGCGAAUGGCUGUUGGGCAGAGAUCGGAAAGCCUUGCUGUGGUUAGUACAACCGCCACGCCAACGCUGAAGAGGGACACCCAGAAGGUGCGAAGCAACUCCCCAACACACAAGGUGUGCGUCGCGGCCGCAGAGGCCGCCCCCACCACACCUGAUUACAGCGCCGUCGCCGACGAGCGCCGAGGCGACGGCGAGAACGUAUACGAAACACCUCUGUCGCCCGCUGAGCAGGAGCAGGUGCCGUUGCUCUCGCCCUGCGCGAUUCUCCCCACACAGCCGCCGAUGAAGGGACGCCCCCCCAGCGACCUGAACGCCAGCGCGGGCACUUUGCUGGGCGUCAGCUUUACCAGCAGCGGCGGCGGCGGCGGAAGUGGGAGCGCCUUCGGAGGCGCAGCGCCGGCGAUGACGUACCGCGAGGCUUUCGAUGUGGCGAAGCGGCAGAAGGCCGAUGUCAACCCGAACAUCGGCUUCGUCUUGGCGCUGCGCGAGCUCGCCGGCGGCGGCGGUGACUUCAGCUUCAGUACGUCCUUCUAA
Molecule: messenger RNA, 4047 nt
Organism: Leishmania major strain Friedlin
Lineage: Eukaryota; Euglenozoa; Kinetoplastea; Trypanosomatida; Trypanosomatidae
Product: phophatase-like protein
Exons: 1
Coding region: 1-4047 (1348 amino acids)
Biological process (GO): negative regulation of MAPK cascade; protein dephosphorylation
Cellular component (GO): cytoplasm
Molecular function (GO): MAP kinase tyrosine/serine/threonine phosphatase activity; protein tyrosine/threonine phosphatase activity
Source: RefSeq, a predicted model, not a curated record